Messenger RNA from Ictidomys tridecemlineatus (thirteen-lined ground squirrel), 982 nucleotides. RefSeq names its product protein phosphatase 1 regulatory inhibitor subunit 14D (gene Ppp1r14d). The record is from RefSeq and is a predicted model, not a curated record. Gene Ontology annotation, molecular function: protein serine/threonine phosphatase inhibitor activity. Gene Ontology annotation, cellular component: cytoplasm. NCBI's taxonomy places the organism in Eukaryota, Metazoa, Chordata, Mammalia, Rodentia, Sciuridae. Gene Ontology annotation, biological process: regulation of phosphorylation.
CUCUCUUCUGCCUUCCCGCUGGCCUCUCCCUCCAUUCUGUCUCCUCAUUUCCCUCUGUGCUCUUGGUCUGACUGGCAUUUUUUCUCAGCUCCUUGCCCAGGUCUGUCCUUCCAUGCUGUCUUCAAGCCAUGCUUCCUGUACAUCUCCCAACCCAGACAAGGAGAACCCAAGUAAGAAGGUCCAGUGGACUUCUGAGAAAAGGAGGAGGACAUCAUCCUCAGACACAGACCCCUCUAAGAUAUCCAGGUCCAGGAGACCCAGCCGACUGACAGUGAAAUACGACCGGGUGCAGCUCCAGCGCUGGUUGGAUAUGGAGCAAUGGGUGGAUGCUCAGGUUCAGGAACUCUUCCAGGAUCAACCAGUCCCUUCUGAGCCUGAGAUUGACCUGGAGGCUCUCAUGGAACUAUCCACAGAGGAGCAGAAGACUCAGUUGGAGGCCAUUCUCCAAAACUGCCCCCGCCCCACAGAGCCUUUUAUCUCUGAGCUUCUCAGUCAACUCAAGAAACUCCGAAGACUCAGCCGGCCUCAGAAAUAAACCUGGAGAGAUUACCUUAGCAGCCUCAGUACCCUGGACCCUGGCUGAAAGGAAUAUAGUUCCUUGAGACACAGACAAGGAAUAUAAAGGACAGGGAGGGACAUUGGUACACCCUAGGUUAUGUGCAUAUCGCAGCUAGGCUGUCUGGGAGCCACUCAUUGCUGUUGUCCAGUGCUUUCCAUGUCAGCCAAGUGGAUAAAAUCUUUAGCAGCCCCAGCUAAAUGGAGUGUGGAGCAUAUUUGUGCAGAGGGACCAGGGGAAGGAAAGGGUGAAGUGAUUAAUUCAAAGACCAAUAUCCUAAGUCAUUAGGCUGUACCUACAUACCUGAUCCAUCCAUCCAUCCUCCAAAUGGGUCUUAAAAACUCAAAGAAAGUCAACAGCUUUGCUUUGGUGAAAUCACAAUCUAAUAAAGCCUGGAGGCCAAGCUGAGGACAGAUGGCUAAGACA